This is a messenger RNA of Lycium ferocissimum, 750 nucleotides long. Its product is annotated as cytochrome c oxidase subunit 5C-like. Bases 300 to 494 code for a protein of 64 amino acids. The record is from RefSeq and is a predicted model, not a curated record. NCBI's taxonomy places the organism in Eukaryota, Viridiplantae, Streptophyta, Magnoliopsida, Solanales, Solanaceae. The transcript has 2 exons.
AGAAAAAAGGUUUCCAAUUAAGAUGUAUCUCACUAACACGAAUAAGCAAUUCAGGAAUCUCAUCUACACCAUUCAUCUAAACCAAUUUCUCAAAUUGAUCUUAAUUCUCCGUUACACAAAAUUAAAUACCGUGUGGCGCGUCAUAUAAGAUUAUUGCAGUAACAGUAGUAGCUUCUAGAACCGACAACAUUUUGCCGAGGUUUUUAUACCUUUGUUUCAAUUCCGUCUCCUUAGUUUUCGCUGGUUUUUCUCCAACAGGUCUCUACAGAAAAAAGAGAGAAAGAAAAGAGGAGGGAAAAAUGGCAGGUUCACAUGUUGCGCAUGCUGCAUACAAAGGUCCAAGUGUAGUGAAGGAGAUUCUGAUUGGGAUUGCUCUUGGCAUUGCGGCGGGAGGCUUGUGGAAGAAGCACCACUGGAACAACCAGAGGAGAACCAAAGAAUUUUAUGAUAUGCUUGAGAAAGGUGAUAUCAGUGUUGUCGUCGAUGAAGAGUAGACUGCCUUUGAAAUAGUAAUGUAAAACAAUACUCCUACACUUCCUAGUAAACUAGUAAACUUUGGAUUUUCCUGUUAUAACUUCAACUUGACAAGUCUCAUGUUUGGAAAUUUUACAUCUGCUGGUCACUUGCCUCUGGUUUGUUCAAUGGCCGUUCAGAUAUAGUCCUUUUCGAGAUGGGAAUUUCUGUUGCCUUGCCUGGAAGUUGUGAACUUAAUCUAUAGUUAUUGUGAAAAUUAAUUUCCUGUUCAGCAGA